This is a messenger RNA of Daktulosphaira vitifoliae (grape phylloxera), 984 nucleotides long. RefSeq lists its product as uncharacterized. Gene Ontology annotation, molecular function: nucleic acid binding. The transcript has a single exon. Bases 1 to 984 code for a protein of 327 amino acids. Lineage: Eukaryota; Metazoa; Arthropoda; Insecta; Hemiptera; Phylloxeridae. The record is from RefSeq and is a predicted model, not a curated record. Gene Ontology annotation, biological process: DNA integration.
AUGGCCGAUUUGCCUCAGUAUCGAGUUCAACAAAUAAAACCCUUUACAAUAAGCGGAGUCGAUUACGCUGGGCCAAUCUCUCUCAAAUCAGCGCGUGGGCGACGNUCAGCGCGUGAGCGACGAAGUUCUGAUACAUCUGCCUAUAUUUGUUUAUUUAUAUGUAUGGCCACAAAGGCAAUACAUUUGGAAUUGAGUUCUGAUUUGUCGACGGAAAAAUUUUUAAUGGCGUUCACGCGAUUUGCGUCUCGACGAGGACCAAUUCAGGAAAUUCACAGCGACUGUGGUUCCAAUUUUGUGGGGGCCUCUCGUCUAUUAAAUAAGUGUCUCUCGCCACUACAUACAUUGACGACCUUAAACGAUUUCCAAAAUACUGUUCACGAACACCUUUCAAAACAAAAUAUCACUUGGCAUUUUAAUCCUCCUGCUUCGCCACACUUCGGUGGACUAUGGGAAGCAGGUGUAAAAUCCACCAAAGCCCUCAUUCAUCGGUCAAUUGGAACCCACAAAUUAACAAAUGAAGAAUUUAUCACUCUACUCACGCAGAUUGAGGCAACGUUAAAUUCACGUCCGCUUUGUGCUCUUAGUAAUGAUCCAAAUGAUCUCGAUGCCUUAACGCCUAGUCACUUUCUCACGUUGGAGCCUUCAACUACGUUACCCGAACCGUCUUUAGAAAACGUUCCGCUGUCAAAACUGCAACGGUGGCGUUUGAUUUUGGAUAUACAUAGACAUUUUUGGUCUCGUUGGAAAAAUGAGUACCUCUCUAGUCUCCAACUAAGAAACAAAUGGACUGACAAUAAUGAUCAACUACAGAUUAAUAAUCUUGUAUUAAUUAAAGAAGCAACUCAUCCUCUACAUUGGAAGAUGGGUCGUGUUCGUCUGCUGCAUCCAAGUUCCGAUGGAGUAACCCGUGUUGCAACGGUAGAAACAGCUACCAGCCGCUUUCUAAGACCGUUAGUGAAACUCUGCCCGUUACCUACCCCUUGA